Microdochium trichocladiopsis is the source of this 1433-nucleotide messenger RNA. Its product is annotated as phospholipase A2. The transcript is spliced from 4 exons. The record is from RefSeq and is a predicted model, not a curated record. NCBI's taxonomy places the organism in Eukaryota, Fungi, Ascomycota, Sordariomycetes, Xylariales, Microdochiaceae. The coding region runs from base 180 to 1199 and encodes 339 amino acids. Gene Ontology annotation, molecular function: 2-oxoglutarate-dependent dioxygenase activity.
GAGGGGGGUGCAUGUGCGGGAGGAGCCGCCGCACGUUAUUGACGACCAUUGCCCGCACUAACGACACUGGCCGGGCCGGGCCUAUCAAGUGACAGGUCGGACCGGUCUGAGGUCGCAUUGAGGCUAACCUUGCGAGACUCUCCAGCUCUUCCACAUACACUUUGACAACCGUGCGGGCCAUGGCAGAUCCGAUAGCAGAGCUCAUUGCCACCUACCAUGAGCUCAACUCUAAUGUCGUCCAAGAGCUCACAGAAGAGCCGAGCCCGCUCGAGUUCAUGCGCCAUGUAGCACGCAACACACCCUUCGUCGUGCGGCAGGGCGCGAGCAGUUGGCCCGCCGUAAAACAGUGGUCUGCAGCCUACCUCCGUGAAGCACUGGCAGGCCAUCCCGUCAAUGUCGCCGUCACCCCGUGCGGCAACGCCGAUGCACCUACAGUGCUCGUCGGCGAAGAUGGGAAGGACAGGCUGGUAUUUGCAAAACCUCUGGAGGAGACUCAACCGUUUGAACAGCUCCUCGACUAUGUAGCGGGGCAGCAGCUGGACCCGGAGAAUGUCGAAUUUGACGAGAUCCGAUAUGCACAGACUCAGAACGACAACCUUCGCCACGAGUAUGUCUCCCUCUUUUCUCAAGUCCAGCGGGCCGUCCCCUUCGCCCGCAUCGCCCUGCAGAACGACCCAGACGCCAUAAACAUGUGGGUGGGCAAUUCACGAUCUGUGACGGCCAUGCACAAGGACAACUAUGAGAACAUCUAUGUCCAGAUUCGCGGGCAGAAGCACUUUGUCCUGCUUCCGCCACUCUGCCAGCCUUGUGUCAACGAGCAGGAGCUCGUGCCGGCCACAUACGUGCGCGACCAGGCUACAACGACGGGGACAGAGGGUCAGUCUGCAGCCCCGCUGAGACUUGAAGUUGAAGAAGACGGGGACAAGGUGCCAUUCGCGAUAUGGGACCCAGAUCAGCCGGCGGACCACGCCACUACUUAUUCUGGGCUCGCGGCGCCAAUGAGAGUCACCUUGGACCCGGGGGAUAUGCUGUAUCUGCCUGCAAUGUGGUACCACAAAGUAUCUCAGUCCUGCGCUGAAGAUGGCAUAUGCGUGGCCGUGAAUUACUGGUAUGACAUGGAGUUCAGCGGCCCACAGUACCCGCUUGCCUCGUUUGUGCGUAAUGUAAACCACCAGAGUAUUAGGAGCACAUCUGCGUAACGAGCAAGAGGUCAAAGUUUUUCUUUACUUUGGCCGUGCCUAGACAACGACUCUCCGACCCUUUGAAUGCUAUUGCAGCAAUAUCCCUUCGGUAUUCAGACAUCAUGCAGUGAAUGGAUAGGAGUUCCUUCAAAGGCCCACGACAAAGAUUGUCGAAUAUUCACAUCAUGAGCGAGGCUUCCACAUUUCCGUCCGAGGAAAAUCUCGAUCGAUUGAAAGCCUUAACCCUCGGGC